Molecule: messenger RNA, 1512 nt
Organism: Formica exsecta
Lineage: Eukaryota; Metazoa; Arthropoda; Insecta; Hymenoptera; Formicidae
Product: peptidyl-prolyl cis-trans isomerase FKBP8-like
Exons: 6
Coding region: 129-1298 (389 amino acids)
Molecular function (GO): protein binding; peptidyl-prolyl cis-trans isomerase activity
Source: RefSeq, a predicted model, not a curated record
UGUCCAGUGUCCAGUUAUUUCCAGUAACUUCUUGAAUCCUUACUUCUUGAGUGAUCUCAAAUCUCAAGUCUUGUUCAGUUUUAUUCUUUAUCAUUUUUAGUCUUGCCAGAUAAGAAAUUGUGUUUCCAAUGUCGGUUGAUACAUUCGAAAACGAACAGGAAAAGAUGGACGAGAAUAUGAUAUCACAAGGAGGAACACAAGCUGAUUUUAUUCGCGAGGAAUUAAAUUUUAACAUUGAUGCUGAAGAUCCUGUAACAAAAGCUUCUUUAAAUGAUCAUUCUGUAGGUGAUUGUAUAGAUAUAUUUGGUAAUGGUCAGUUGAAAAAGACAGUUAUAAAAAAAGGUGAAAAUGGAACGCGACCAAACAGAGGUGAUAUAUGUACAUUAAACAUUACUGGUAAACUUGAGGACAGUAAAAUAGUGGAAGAAUAUGAAAAUCUUGUGAUACAGUUGGGAGACUUAGAAGUGAUACAGGGAUUAGACUUAGCAAUUGCAUUGAUGGAUAUAGGUGAAGUUGCCGAGAUUGUAAUUGAUCCUAGAUUUGCUUAUGGCAAGCAAGGAAAAAAACCUAUACCACCUGAUGCCACUAUUAUAUACACAGUUGAACUGAAAGCAGCAGAGCUAGAGCCUGAGAUAGAAAAAUUAAGCAUUAGCCAAAGAAGAGAAACAAGUAAUAAGAAACGUGAGCGUGGAAAUUGGUGGUUUGUUCGGGACGAGUUGCCUUUUGCAUUACAAUGUUAUCGGAAAGCAUUGGAAUAUUUGUCAUCGACAAAAAGUGGUACGAAUCAAAAUGAGGAAGAAGAGUCAUUUAGUGAUACUGAAUUGCAAAUUUUACUAGAGGAUCGCAUAAAAGUGCACAAUAAUUUAGCAGCUGCAUUAAUUAAAACAGAAGCCUAUGAUUCAGCUUUAGAAAAUGUGGAACAUGUUUUGAGGUGUCAACCACAAAAUGUGAAAGCAUUAUUUAGGAAAGGAACAAUAUUGAGACUCAAAGGUGAAUAUGCAAAAGCUUAUGCAAUCUUCACUGAAAUGCAAAAAUUAAAUCCAGACAUGAAGAUAUGUAAUACAGAAUUAAUGACCUUAAAAGAUAAAAUCGCGAAAGAUGCAAAAAAAGAAAAGUACUUAUACCGUAAAAUGUUAGGUGUAACUGAAGAUAUCAAAAAUUUGUCAAAGGAUGUGAAAGCGGACGAUAAAAGUAAAAAGAAGUUUGCUAAGGGAGUUUUAUGGACGUUGGCUGGAGCAGCAUCUGCUGUUGUAAUCAGCGUAUUUAUACAUAGGAAACAGAGUCUGUAUGGGAUUUAAGUAUGUAGUAUCAUAACUUUCCAGUUUCCAAAUUUUUUUUUUUUUGGAAGAAAAACCGACCAAAAUUAUGGAUAAUAUGUGAUGAAAAUUAAUAAAGACAAAUUAUAGGUAAUAUGUAAUGAAAAAUGUUAAACUUUUUGUUUAUUUAAGGAAAUAGAAUAAUGCUUGAUCUGUAAUUAUAUGUAUUCUUUAUUUUUAAAUAUUUAUAACUAUA